Messenger RNA from Drosophila arizonae, 901 nucleotides. RefSeq lists its product as uncharacterized. The record is from RefSeq and is a predicted model, not a curated record. NCBI's taxonomy places the organism in Eukaryota, Metazoa, Arthropoda, Insecta, Diptera, Drosophilidae.
GUUUCAAAUUCUUAACUUUUCUAAGCUUAAUAACUCAAAUUUAUGAUUCUGAAAAGGUCUAUACCAAAUUCUCAAAAGUGCGAGCAAAAUUUUGUUAAAAAAAAUUUGUGUGUUGUCCACCACUUUAUAGAGUAGAAUAUCCACGAAAAUGACCAAGAGUUCCCGGUUGCAACAGGAGAUUCAGCUAUUGCGAAAUGAGUUGGCGAUGGUACGGGGGGAGCGGGAUGAGCUCUGGCGGAAGCAUGAUUCGCACUUCCAGCUGUGCAGCGGUUGUGCGGAUAGCUCUGUAAAAAAUGGGAAUAAUCCGAGCAGCAGAAGCGACAGGCCCAUCACUCCCAAUCAAGAUUUAUAUAUUGCAUAUUUGGAGGAACAGAUACAGCGGACCCGAUUCAAAUACAAGAAACAAAUGGGCGAAGUGAAGUGCAGCGCCAGUCUAUUGGAGACAAAGCUACAGAACGUUCGGAUGGAAAUGAACUACAUCAGUGCCAAGGCCCAGAAGGUGGACAAGCUACAGAAGAGCAUUAAUGAACUUAAGUCAAAGCUCAGUCGUCGGGAUAUGAUCAUAUCUCGCUAUAACGAACAGCAUGCUGCCUUUCUUGAGUUAAUUAACAAUUUGGAUAAGGAACCAAAUGCCCUGCGUGAUGCGCCACAGCAACUUCAAAAGAUUGUUUCAAAGAGCGUUGAUGGCUGUGAAGAAAAGAGAAAGGAUUCGGUAAUUCGAUCUAGAUGCAAACCUAACGAAUUAUUGAACUUUUCAUGUUUGAGCACAGCACUAAAAAACAAACUGGCGCGCAAAUAAUUUCAUCUGUCUUUUUGUUUUUCUUUAAUAUAUUUGACGAAGCAAAUCUUGAAAGCUGUGUAAAAAAUUCAUAUUUAUUAUUGUUUGAUGUUUGUAAAUUUU